Amborella trichopoda is the source of this 1841-nucleotide messenger RNA. It is a transcript of the gene SR45, whose product is annotated as arginine/serine-rich 45. Gene Ontology annotation, molecular function: RNA binding. NCBI's taxonomy places the organism in Eukaryota, Viridiplantae, Streptophyta, Magnoliopsida, Amborellales, Amborellaceae. The record is from RefSeq and is a predicted model, not a curated record. Gene Ontology annotation, cellular component: ASAP complex; nucleoplasm; cytoplasm. Gene Ontology annotation, biological process: mRNA splicing, via spliceosome.
ACCCCUUUAACCGGGGCAAGACGCAUUUGUGGUUUUUCUAGGGUUUAUUUUCGUUCCCCUUCUCCUGUUAAACGGCCAUGACCCAUUCGUGAGCUUUCCUGCGUCACUCUGGUUUUCUGGUUUCUCAAACUCAAUCUCAACCUCAAGCUUAUUGUGGUUUUCGCAUUCUGGUUGUCUGUCCAGAUUGUCUUCAGGCCCUCCAUUAUUGGGUUUCUGCAUCUUCUCGUUUUCUGGUGUUAACUGAGGUGGAAUUUUAGGGUUUUGCGUUGUCACCAUGGCCAAGUCAAGCCGAGCUCGUGCUGCUAGCCCUCCUGCUUCCAUGUCUGGUUCUUCCUCUUUCUCUGGCUCGUCUUCUGGCUCUGAUUCUCGCUCUAGGUCUCGUUCUAGGUCUCGCUCUAAGUCAUUUAGUUCAUCAUCUCCUUCUGGUAGUGCCAGUUCCAAGAGCCGAAGCCCGCCUCCCCCAAAACGAAGUCCUGCUGUAGCUGCUCGUAGGAGUCGUUCCUCACCUCCACCAGCUAAACGAGCUUCCCCCCCUAGGAAAGCCUCUCCAGUCCCUGAGUCAGUGGUCCUCCACAUUGACCAACUCACUAGAAAUGUGAAUGAAGCCCAUUUGAAAGAAAUAUUCAGUAACUUUGGUGAAGUGGUUAAUGUGGAACUCACAAUGGACCGAACUGUCCAGUUGCCACGAGGCUAUGGGUAUGUUGAGUUCAAGACAAGAGCUGAUGCUGAAAAAGCUCUUCUUUACAUGGAUGGGAGUCAGAUUGAUGGGAAUGUUGUUCGGGCACGGUUCACCCUACCACCACGCCAGAAGGCCUCACCACCACCCAAGGCAGGAGCAGGUCCUCUGAAAAGAGAACCUCCUCCAAGGGAUAGUACUGGUGCAGAAGUUGAAAAGGAUGCAGUGCAGCGUCCAAGGGAAACUUCGCCACGUCGCAAACCACAACCAUCCCCUCGAAGGAGAUCACCUGUUGGCCCGCGGAGGGGGGAAUCCCCUCGGCACAGGCCUGCUGAUUCUCCCCCUCGUCGACGCAACAACUCUCCUCCUCCUCGUCGCCGAGUGGAGUCUCCCAUUUACCGUCGUGGUGACUCUCCACCUCGAAGAAGACCUGCUUCUCCCGCUAGACGGCGCUCCCCAUCUCCUGCUCAUCGAAGGCACAGGUCUCCUAUUCGGGUUUCUCCACGAAGAGGUAGAGGCAGUCCAGUUGGCCGCAAGCGUUCUCCUAUUCCUUUGAGAAGGCGGUCACCUCCCAGACGAGCGCGUAGUCCGAUUAGGAGGUCUCCCAUAGGACGUCGUCGCAGUCGCUCUCCAAUUCGCAGGCCAGGUCGCUCUCGCUCAAGAUCCAUCUCUCCUCGCAGUAGGGGCAGGGCAGCACCUCCACGACGUGGAAGGUCCACCUCAUCUUCAUCUGGAUCGCCAAGCCCCCGCAGGGGAAACAGGAGGUUGUCUAAAAGCCGCAGUCCUAGAAGGCCUGGUAGAGGACGAAGCAGUAGCAAGAGUAGUAGCGGUAGCUCUCCCUCACCAAAACCCAAUUAAAUGUUAGCUGGAGGUUUUAACAGGUAAGGUAAGUAUUCUCUCUCUCUCUCUCUAUCUUUCUCUAGAUUUUGCUGCCCUUGGGUUAUAAUUUAGCAGCAUUUUGAGUAAUUGGGUGGUGCAACAUGUGAGUACAUGGUAUUGGAGAAGUUUUGGCUCAAGGAAUGUAUUACGAAUCUGCUGUUUCCUAUAUUAAGUUUGGAGAUUAGAAAUGCUAUUUGAGUGAUUAAAAAAAAUGGUUAUGUUUGCCUUAUUUUUGCUUCAGCUUUUGUAGCAAUCUGGAUUUUGAAGCAUUUUUUUUUUCGGUACC